Molecule: messenger RNA, 521 nt
Organism: Ornithorhynchus anatinus (platypus)
Lineage: Eukaryota; Metazoa; Chordata; Mammalia; Monotremata; Ornithorhynchidae
Product: NANOG neighbor homeobox-like
Exons: 3
Coding region: 168-521 (117 amino acids)
Molecular function (GO): DNA binding
Source: RefSeq, a predicted model, not a curated record
UCCAUAUCAGGCGUUUCUCGAGUCUUCUGCUUACUGUUCGUUUUCUAUCUCUAAUAGCAACUUUCUGCCUUCUGGAGCCACGAACGGCACCUCUUGAUCAGACACAUGGGUCCGGGUCUUCCUCUGGACUCAUCAGCAUUGCUAGGAAUAACGACGAAGGUAAUGAAAUGGAAAAGAAAGAGGAGGAAGGAAAGGAAAGGAACGUAGCCAAGAGGAAGAUGGACAGGGUGGUGGUCCACAAAACCUCCCAGAAUCGUCCUGUGAGCAAAUCCAUCAUGGAAACCUUGUGGAUGACAUUUAAAAUGAAGCAUCGGGUCAGGACCCCUGAAGCAGUAAGACUGGCCGGAGAUUUGGCGAUAUCCGUUCCACAGGUUACAGCCUGGUUUCAGAGCACCAGAAGGAAAUAUCGAGAAAUGGCUACGGUCCAGAAGAAGGCGACAAAGUCUGCCCAGGAUGAAGUCUCCCGUGACCCACUGCACGUGCUCCGCUUAAAACGGAUUGGUAAGAGCGAUUCCUUCUAA